Molecule: messenger RNA, 1348 nt
Organism: Penicillium argentinense
Lineage: Eukaryota; Fungi; Ascomycota; Eurotiomycetes; Eurotiales; Aspergillaceae
Product: bZIP transcription factor
Exons: 2
Coding region: 8-1348 (446 amino acids)
Biological process (GO): regulation of DNA-templated transcription
Molecular function (GO): DNA-binding transcription factor activity
Source: RefSeq, a predicted model, not a curated record
AGUGAAAAUGCAGCGUUCCAGGAGAAAUACCAUGAGCAGUGCAAAUGUUUCGUCUACGGAACGAACACCGAAGCGUACUACUAAGGUACCCGUUUCCGAGCACCGGAGGCUACAAUUACGACUGGCACAGCGAGCCUAUCGCUAUCGCAAGGACAAAAUAACCUUGUCUUUGCAGCAACGACUUGAUUAUUUGCAGACACAGAUUCAGAACUUACAUCGGACGUUCCAAGCAUACAACUAUCAAAUAGAAAGAUCCGGUGUAUUAUCUUGUGAACCGGCUCUUGAAGGAAAGCUGCAAGAAUUACGCACGCAGCUUCGUGCAGUUUCUGCUGCUGCUUGUUCGAGUAACGAGGGCAGCAUUACAAUGCAAAUGAAUGAAAUCGCAUCGACUAUGACCCAAGGGAGGCAACAGGAGACGCACUCACGGCAGCCAGAAGACGAUUUUGAGUUGACCAUAUCAAGACCAGUCAAUAGGGGCAUCCAUUUAGCUAGUCUGAUCGCCUCGUCUAACAGUGCCGACCAUCAAGAAAACAACCCAAGGGGCAAAACACCAGUCCAAAGUUAUUCAUCCUUACCAACAUCUACCCUACCUAUUGUCGACCGUUCAGAACCAGUGCCGUGCGCUAGAGAAGAUGGUACUUUCCUUAAUAUUCUACGCCACUCGCAUCUCCUAUCCUCUUCCACUGCGCCCUUCCGGGAGACAUCUUUUGAACGCCGGUUGCAUCGAGCCUGUCUGAAAAACGGGUAUAACUUGUUGGCAGAUCCAACCUCCGAUCCAGACAAUGUGAGCCGGGUGUUCAGGCUCCCAUUGACUCUGUCCACUCGAGAUUCUAUGGUCCAACAGAUGAAAGGAAUUCUGGAAGGUGGCUUAGACGAAGCUCCAGAGUUAUGGGAUAUGCCUUUCUUCUUGUUAGGGGGCGCUGGGACUCACUAUCCUCGAAGGGAUCACACGGGAAAGCCUUUCCUUCCUCCGAAUGCCUUACCGAUUAGUCAACUUGUUAGUGCUUUUGUACAUCAAAGAACAGAGCCACAAUCCUUCCAGAGCGACCAUGACCUUCUGGCCGAUCUCGGCCUCAAUGGCGAGUGGCUUGAUUCGCAUGACGUUGAGGGUUAUCUUAAGGAGAAAGGUAUCUCCUUAAGUGCAGAUAUUGCAUUUUGCAGUGUCCCCGCAUGUGCAUUCUCAAUGGAUUCCAACGUAACACGUGCCAAUGCUCAACAUGGUAUGGGCAUAGACGAACCAGCCCUGGGAUAUAUGCAUCCUUACAAUGAGGAUCUUAUGGAAAUUCAGGCAGGGGGAUGGGGAUCAGACAUACAGGUACUUUUCCGUUUGUCAUCAACGUAUGAAUGA